AUGGACGGCGCGAAAGUCGGCGGCGAUAAGGACGGCAAGGGAAUCGGCGGCGGACCCGGAUCCGGACCGGCGAUGAAGUCCUACGCCGUGCGCAUGGCCGGCAUCGCCGCCGCGAACGACGCGAACCCGGUCAUCCCCGAAGCCGAAGGCCGCGCGCGGUGGCAAGCGAAAUGGCACGAGCUCGAAGGGAACCUGCGCGCGAACGACCUUCGACUCGAUCACCUCGGCGUCGACCGCGACGACGCCGCGUACUGGCUCAUCGGCAAUUGGGGUCUCGUCGGGAGGCAGCCCUCCGGCGCGGGCGGCGGCGAGGGCUUCAGCAUCGGCGGGUUAGGCGGCGUCGCGACGAGCUCGGCGGCGAAGAAGAAGAAGAGGAAAUCGACGGACGGCGUCGACGACUCCUUCGACGACGGCGGUGAUGUAGACGUCACGAUGGAGGACGACGACGACGUCGCGGACGCGAACGCGGACGCGAAGACGCCCGGACCCUCGAGCGGCGGCGGCGGCGGCGGCGAGUACGCGGACAAACCUCCGGACGAAUCGAUGUGGGGCGUCUACGGCGACGCCGAGAAGGUGGCGACGCUCGCGGCGUCGCUGAACGAAAAAGGCGAGAGAGAAGGGAGUCUGUGGAGCGAGCUGCAGCGGCGGUUCGGCGCGCCGCGCGUCGAGGGUCCGAAGCCGCCGUCGGUCGAAUCCGGCGACGAAGACGCCGCGAAUCCGGGCGAGGGCGACGCGACCGCGACCGCGACGCCGCCCGCGGACGGCGACUUGGGUCGGACGGCGGACGAGGGACACCCCGGCGCGACGAAGAAGAAGACGAAGCCGCUCGCGCCGCCGCUCCCGCCCAUCGACGCCGUCGUCGCCGUCCCGCCGCCGCCGCCGGACGACGGCGCGUGGAAACCGCCGCGCCCCGUCGGCGCCGAAAAUUCCGAACCCACCGGCCCGGGCGCCGCGAUCGCGGCCGCGCGGACCGAGCUCCUCGCGAUCGACGCCGCGCUCCCGGACGACGCGAUGUGCCCCGCGAGGGGAUCGCAAACGCGUCGAGCGUCGUGGCGUCGCAUGACGACGUCGGCGACGGACCCCGCGACGUUGGCGAUGUCGUCCGUGCUCCUCGAGGCGUCGCUCGCGAAGAACUGGCUCUCUCCGGCGUGGCUGCCGUGGUCGAACCCCGCGCCCGCGCUGCGCGCGGCGUCGAGAGCGAACGUCUCCGUCGCCGCCGCGGGGGUGCUGAUGCGCGCGCACGCGUUGCGGCGGGCCGUCGUGUGGGGCGGCGGCGCGAAGGUUGAAAAGCCGCCGCCGCCGCCGCCGCCGCCGCGGGAGACGCGCGAGGAGCGCGCGGCGCGGCGCGCGAGAGAGGCGAUUGGGGAGUGGGAGCGGCCACCGGAGGGGAUGGACGCGGACGCGGCGGCGGCGUUGGCGGUGGCGGCGGCGGCGGACGCGGAGGAGAGCGAACGGAAGAGGCGACGCGUCGAGUAG
Molecule: messenger RNA, 1476 nt
Organism: Micromonas pusilla CCMP1545
Lineage: Eukaryota; Viridiplantae; Chlorophyta; Mamiellophyceae; Mamiellales; Mamiellaceae
Exons: 1
Coding region: 1-1476 (491 amino acids)
Source: RefSeq, a predicted model, not a curated record